CUCCCGGGUUCUCUGGAGCAGCAACGUCCAGUGAAGCAAUCCCUCAGCAAGUCGCUGUGCCGAGAGUCCCACUGGAAAUGCCUUCUGCUGUCCCUGCUCAUGUACGGCUGCAUGGGAGCCAUGACCUGGUGCCAUGUCACCAAGGUGACCCGUCUGACUUUUGACAGCGCCUACAAGGGCAAGUCCAUGAUGUACCAUGACAGCCCGUGCUCCAACGGCUAUGUCUACAUCCCCUUGGCCUUCCUGGUGAUGCUCUAUGUGGUGUACCUGGUGGAGUGCUGGCACUGCUACACCCGCAACGAGCUGCAAUACAAGGUCGAUGUGGAGAGUGUGCACGAGCGCGUCCAGCGGAUGCAGCAGGCAACCCCCUGCAUCUGGUGGAAAGCCAUCAGCUACCACUACGUCCGGAGGACCCGGCAGGUUACCCGCUACCGCAAUGGGGAUGCCUACACCACAACCCAAGUGUAUCAUGAGCGGGUCAACACCCACGUGGCAGAGGCCGAGUUUGACUAUUCCAACUGUGGAGUUAAGGACAUCUCCAAGGACCUCAUUGACUUAGAGAGCUACCCAGCCACACGACUCCGCUUCACCAAGUGUUUCAGUUUUGCAAAUGUGGAAUCAGAGAACUCCUACUUGACCCAGAGGGCCCGCUUCUUCACGGAGAAUGAGGGCCUGGAUGACUACAUGGAGGCCAGGGAAGGGAUGCACCUGAAAAACGUGGACUUCAAGGAAUAUAUGGUGGCCUUUUCUGACCCAGACAACCUGCCUUGGUAUGUAUCCCACUAUGUCUUUUGGGUGGCUGCCCUGCUGACCCUAUCCUGGCCUCUGCGGGUGCUAAAUGAGUAUCGCACCUCUUAUGUCCACUACCACGUGGAGAAACUCUUUGGGUUUGACUACGUGGCGGUGACGCCAGCCGAGGAGCGCUCCUUCUGCCGGAGGAUGCCCCGUGUGAACACGGUGGACAGCACUGAGCUGGAGUGGCACAUCCGAUCCAACCAGCAGCUGGUGCCCAGCUACUCGGAAGCCGUCCUGAUGGACCUGGUGGGGCUCUCAGGCUGCACGAGUUACUCGGCCUGCCGCUACGGGGGCUAUCGCCAGAACUGCGAGCGGUGCCACAGGACUAUAAGCAGCUCUUCCAUCUUCUCGCGCAGUGCCCUGAGCAUCUGCAACGGCAGCCCCAGGAUCCCCUUCAGCAGCAGCCGCUUCUCGCUGGGCCGCCUGUACGGCUCCCGGCGCAGCUGCCUCUGGCAGAGCCGGAGCGGGAGCCUGAACGAGCAGAGCUGCCCCACGGAGCAGACCCGCCUCUCCAGCCAGGUCACUGUGGAGGAGGAGGAUCCUCCUCCGUACCAGGACGCUCUCUACUUCCCCAUCCUCAUCGUGCACCGCAACGAAGGCUGCCUGAACCAUGACCACCGUCACCUCCAUCGCAAUGGAUCCUGUGUGGAGACCUCACUGUGAGAACAGAGGGCAGUGAGAUCUCGUUGGGGGUUGCCCGGCCUGGGCCAGCGUGGAUGUGGGGAGAAGAGUGCGGGGCAAGGAAAUGGCCUAGCAGGAUGAGGCUGGGUGGAGGGGAUCCAGCCUCUCACUCUGGMUGUCAGCUAAAGUUGCCCCCACAGUGGCUCUGACGUCAUGGAGGGAUGAGUGACAGUGCUGCCCAUGGCAGGGCACAGAACUCCAGAUCAUCCACCACGUGCAAAAAAAACCAACCAAACAAACAAACAAAAACCCCAACUAAACAAGAAAAACAAUCAAAAACCCCUCCAGGAACCAUAGGUCAUGGCAUCAAAUUCAAGGUGGGGAAUGAAAAGUCAGACCCGAUGCAGGGAAGGGAGUGCUUGGCCCCCCAGCUCUGUCUCCAUGCUAGCUUGUGCUCCGAGGAAACGGCCGCCACCAGAAAGGGCCCUGCUGUCCCUGCAGCCCCCGCUGCUGCCACGCUGCAGUGAGGCCCCGUGCAGGACGGAGGGAACGGGCCCAAGAGCCCGUUCCCUUUGGCAGCAGUGCUUAACUGCUCAUGCCCAAAAGUCUGGGACAUCCAGGCACGCGGAGCUGACUGGCAGGUUAGAGAAAAGUCCGAAAGCCACGAACCCAGCACUUCCCCUCCCCUCCACCAUGCCCUUCCCUCCCCAUUUUAUUUUUUUUAGACCAUGCUCCGACUGUUAUACUGCUCUUACAGCUGGGAAUGACACCACCUCCAGAGGACCCCAGUCGUGGCUCCUUAGGAAGCGUCGGCACGCCAGCUCUGAGAAGCAGCGUCCCCUAGUGUAAUUUUACUGAAGCCAGUGGAACUACACCGCUGUGAGCAUGGCCCAGCAUCUCAUCAGAAUGAUCUGCCCUUGAAUACAGACAAAUUGAUCCAUUGUAGUGCUGCUUGGAUGCAUGGGGUUCAUGUUGGGAUUUGGCCAACAUGAAUGAAUGUUGAAUAUCUGCUGAAUCUUUGAGCAGUGGGUUGAGUUGUUCUGCUCUGCUGCCUCCACCACAGCAACUCCACGAAGGGGAACAUUAUGCCCAUGGAUGUGACCUCAUCAACUCCCUCGAAAGCAAGCUACCAAGCAAAUUCACCUCUGCUGGACUGGGAGAGAAGCGUUUUCUCCCAGGAGUAAAGCCUUUCCACACACAGAGGAAAAGAGGACCCAAGAACAAAACUGAAUUUUCAAGAUCCAUGGCUUCAUGGACUUCCCUUGGCUGUCCAUGGCUUCAUGGACAUUCUCUUCAUGUUGUUCAGCAAGCUCCUCUGCCAGCAACUCGUAGCYAGGCUCUACUGACAGGUACAUCAUCCACCUAUGCAACACUUCCAGAAACUGUUGAGUUUGCAGGAGCCCAUGUCAAUGAUGUGCAGUGUGUCCAUCCAGCACUGAGAAUAARCAUAGCUGCUGCUGGAAAGCUAGUUGAGUUUUACUCCUCCCCUCCUUACAAUGAAGAUUGUGUCUGCUGGGACUUCUUGUUCACUUGUUUGUUUUUGUAGAUUUUGGACAUUGAGGGAAAUAAGGCUUGUGGGAAAUGGAUGCUUGUCCUGAACAAUUCCAAGUCCUUAGAACUUGGGGAUGGGUGGAUCACUACUGUGAUAUAACUUAGCAGACUUAGUAGAGCCAAGUAGCUUGAGUCACACAAGGUUCUUUCACUCUCCAUCAGUGCAAGCGGCUUCUGCAAUCCUAGCUACUCACAUUAUUGAAAGAAACAGCCUAGCUGGAAUGUGUUGAGAUGACUUAGUAUUUUGUAUCAGUCCCCAUGUCCCCUUUGUAUUUUGUAUCAGUCUCCAUGCCCAUUAGCACUCUUAGCUGACAGGAAUGCUGGCUUUGGAUGGCAGCCCAUGAACCAGCAAUGGUGAAAAGGUUUGAAAAACCCAAGCAUGAUUCUGUAUGAGGCUCCAGAAGCAGACGCAGAGUAUCAGUUGAAAGCAAACAUCCCCUCCUGUUCAGCACGAUGAGGAGUUUGGGAGGGGGUUGUUCGUGUGUGUUGCCCCUGCCUUGCCAAGAGUGCCUGUCCCCAAGAGGUGAGGUGAAGGGAAGAGAGAAGAAUGGUAUCUGAUGAGACUGAAGGACCUAGACAAUGCUGAGAAAUCCUCAGCAUUGAGCAUUUCUCAGCUCUUCUUGCUCCAAAAGUUUCAUGUUUGGUGAUGAAGUUGUGCAUUUAAAAACCCGCUUUCUGCCAGCUCUAUUAGAAGUGUGCAGUGGUGGUGCAGAAGAAGGGCUGAAGGAGGAAUCAGAUGGUGGGGUGUGGUUUCGCAGUGGUGUCUGCUGGCAGGGAGCAGYGGGUGCAGUUUAAAUCGUUCACCUGGGGGCAGCAAGGCCGCCCUUGGUACCCAGAGGAGGACGUGUGCCUUGGGGUGCUCCUGCCUGCUCCUGUGCACAGCUGCAGGCUGGCUGGUUUCGUGAGCCCAUCUAUGCUUGUAGCAGGUGAUUUGCAAGGUGACAGAGCGUUCCUCCUCCUUGCUCUUGAAAGGAAGCUCCUGACCUGUUUUCUUUUUUUUGGUUUGGUUUGUGAGAAGACAGUGUGAAGCAUCACAUUUGCUGCUGUGAAUGGCAGAGAGCAGGGAUAAAAGCAAGYAGCAAGCACCGUUUGAGAGCAAGCUAAUCCUCUGCUCAGCUGGCUGAAGUGGGAGAGCUGUUGGAUCUGCUCCCUGGCCAGCGCUCUCCAGCUAUUCUCACCUUCCCCAAAUUUGACUUGAAAAAUGACAUUCUUUGGAGCUAUCCAGAGCAUCCCUUUCCCUGCACAACCUCCUAGGCUGUGAGUUUGUGCCGUUCCAGUCCCCUGCUUGUGAGGUGCUGCGGGCCAGCCAUGAAAUACCAGUGAAUGUGGAAUUCCRAGGGCUGCGUUUGUGGCCAGACCUCAGGGUGAGCUGCGAGGCUGGCUGUACCCUGCCUCCAAACCCUGCUUGUGUGUUCACGUGCCUUGUGCUUGCCUCCAGGGAGAACAGAGUAGCCCCUGCCCUCUGGCAUGGUGCUUUUGCAUCACCUUAGGCUUCCUUGGGGAGCUUGACAGCACUUUCUUCAGCCCUUGUAGACAGGCCCUUCCGAGCUUUGCAGAGUUCAACGGACUGAAGCCAGAAAGCAGAAGCCCGUGACAUUUUGCCGUUCCUUAUCUCCAAUUCCCUGGUGUUCUCCUGGACGAAGAGGCGCAAGUGGGCUCUUGUAGUUGUGUGGGGCCAGGGAAUGGUGUCACGAUGAAAGCGGCCCAUCGAAGCAGGGGGUUCGCUGUCAUGGGCUCUGCUGAGGGAGCCCAUGGGGAAGCAUUGCUGUGGGCUCAGCAAGAUCCAGCUCCAGCAGGAGCUGACUUAGGAGGGCAGAACAGUGCGAAUGCUCAGCACCAUCUAGGAGGGGAGGCUCUGUGUGUUAGCACCUGUUGUAGGGUUUAUGGAUGGGAUGCCUUUUGUGGGAGAUGUGAGACAAGGCUGCGCAGGAGYCAGUGUGCUAGGGCACCAGUGAUUUGAGGGAAGAGACAGAGGGAACUUAGAGAAAAACAAACAGAAAGGCAGUCUGUGAACAUGCUCUGGCUAAGGAGUCAGGCAGGAGGCACUGCAAGCUCAGGUGCCUAGGCCGAGCCUCCCUUCAUCCUCAGAGCAGCAGUGUUGCCUCCCAGCUCAGCACUGACAGCUCGAGCACGUGUCGCCAAACCACAAUGGAUGCUGCAGCCACAAGGUGUAAAUGUCACUAAUGAAUAAAUUGCCUGGUGCCUCGGAGAGACUAAUCCAUCAAGGCUGGGGAUGGGGAUCUGACAGUGUUGGCUAUUUCAGGCACAGCCUGUAGGGAGGAACUGCUGCAUUUCUUAGCUGCCCUCUCUGCCUAGGAAAGCUGAUGCAGGGGUUGGCUCUGUGCUGCUUCCCAUCUUUCCAGCCACAUGAGCCCUGGCUUCAUCUCUCUUCACUGUGACCAACGGAAAAACCCAGGAGAGGGUCAGGCUAGCAGAAAGCACAGGCUGGCACCUGGGACCUCUGUCAGCAGAGCAGUGCCCAGGCCAGGAGAGGCCUCACUGGUGGCGACAUUUGGAGGGAGGGUGUUGUGUGUAGAGCACCAGCAUUUUUGGUGUUAGCGGGGUAAAGUGGUGGGCCAGGAGCCAUCAGCAGAGCUCUGUCAGCCACUGGAGGUACAGGCUGUGGUCUGCACCUUGUGCGCAUCAGGCUGGUUGUGCUUGCCAUGCAGUUGCACAAGCACGCAGCUUACCACCGAAUUUGGAGUUCCCCUCUCUAGGAGAGACCUGGAGAUGCUCCAAGGCUGCCUGRGCGGAGGCUUCACCCUCACCCUGUCAGGAGACACUGCAGGCCCUAUUAGGCUGUGUGGGGGCAGGGCGCCGUGCCACCGUCCUCCUCCUCUGCUGUUGGUGGCCAGUUGUGCUGGUCGUGCUGAAGGCCGGCACGUACCCGAUGGGCAGGGACAGUUCAGUCUGAUGGAGCAAAGGGUGAGUAAUGAUUCAGUGAUCCCUAGAUCUGAAUUUUGUAUCCAGAUUUGAAGAGCUAGGGUGUCACCUCACCCUGCCUCAGCACCACACUGCAGCACGUACCCUCCAGAUGCAUUAUCCAGCAGUGACCACACUGCAGGUCAAUCCCUCACCUAUGCAACUGGGCCGAACGUGACAAGUGACCUGACAGAA
Nothoprocta perdicaria is the source of this 6084-nucleotide messenger RNA. It is a transcript of the gene TMEM151B, whose product is annotated as transmembrane protein 151B. Lineage: Eukaryota; Metazoa; Chordata; Aves; Tinamiformes; Tinamidae. The record is from RefSeq and is a predicted model, not a curated record. The annotation marks the transcript as partial. The transcript has 2 exons.